CGAGGGUCCUGGGGGGAAUCUGUUUUCUUGUCCGGAUGCUGAGGGCCAACCAGCACUUGCACAGGGACCUCAGGCUCCCGCCUCGCACUCUGUUUGUUUUGGAGCUGCAUCAAGCCAGGCAGGAUGGAUCGCUCUACUUGAACUCUAAAGAUGUCAGGCACACCCCCCGACCUUCCUCCCAGCCCCACAGCUCUGAUAAGUGAGUAGGCCUUGAGUUCAGAGACCCACAGACAUACUUGGAUGAUUUUACACAAAUCAGCGGGGCCAUCUCCUGGGCGAGCUCGGAGCAGCUCUGGAAGGGCCACCGGGCAGCGACGCAGGCAUGGCCAACAGAACCAACAUCUCUGCCCCGUACUACAGCUACGAAUACUACCUGGACUACUUGGACCUCAUGCCCGUGGAUGAGAAGAAGCUGAGAGCCAAUAAACAUUCGAUCGUCAUCGCCUUCUGGGUGAGCCUGGCAGCUUUCGUGGUUUUUCUCUUCCUCAUCCUUCUCUACAUGUCCUGGUCAGGCUCUCCACAGACAAGGAACGCCACUCAGCAGCCCCCAACAUGUCCCUGGAGUCUUGGCCUCAACCUCCCGCUCUGCAUCUGGAGGCAACCCAGCACCCCAGGGCCCCACCGAGCUCGGUCGAGGAACCAGACGCCGGAGCAUCCCGGCCUGUCCAGCGGCUACAACGAGAGAGCCCCUCAAUCUCAGCACCCCAGGGACCAUCCUGCUCUCCUCUGGGAACUAGCCCUUGGUGGGGACCCACAGGGCGCCAGCUGACGUCAGCAACACCCCCAGUGAGCCUCCCCUGCAGACAGAACCUCUCAAUGGGAGAACCAACACCCCAAACCCAGGUGCCCUCUGAAAGCCUGUUUACGCAGCAGGACGGGCAAGUGGGUCAAGAAUGACUCCACCAGGGGGCACGUGUAUGCAUUUAUCCUGGGCUGGCAGCCAGGCCCAGCCAACCGAGGGAAAUAGGCACAAAUACUGCUCCUUUUUAUUUAGUGCACUCACUGCUUAUGCUUGCGUUGAAGACAGAAAAAUAAAAUACAAAUGAAUGAA
Molecule: messenger RNA, 1051 nt
Organism: Bubalus bubalis (water buffalo)
Lineage: Eukaryota; Metazoa; Chordata; Mammalia; Artiodactyla; Bovidae
Gene: MRAP
Product: melanocortin 2 receptor accessory protein
Exons: 3
Coding region: 323-769 (148 amino acids)
Biological process (GO): regulation of adenylate cyclase-activating G protein-coupled receptor signaling pathway; protein localization to plasma membrane
Cellular component (GO): endoplasmic reticulum; plasma membrane
Molecular function (GO): type 5 melanocortin receptor binding; signaling receptor regulator activity; corticotropin hormone receptor binding
Source: RefSeq, a predicted model, not a curated record